This is a messenger RNA of Pygocentrus nattereri (red-bellied piranha), 2405 nucleotides long. It is a transcript of the gene pdgfd, whose product is annotated as platelet derived growth factor d. Gene Ontology annotation, molecular function: growth factor activity; platelet-derived growth factor receptor binding. The transcript is spliced from 7 exons. Gene Ontology annotation, biological process: positive regulation of cell population proliferation; positive regulation of cell migration; positive regulation of phosphatidylinositol 3-kinase/protein kinase B signal transduction. Gene Ontology annotation, cellular component: membrane. The record is from RefSeq and is a predicted model, not a curated record. Lineage: Eukaryota; Metazoa; Chordata; Actinopteri; Characiformes; Serrasalmidae. The coding region runs from base 325 to 1395 and encodes 356 amino acids.
CUCAGUAUGUGAAGUAUUCUCGCGGAAUUGCAAGUGCGCGACACGCACGCGAUAAGUUUUGGUUUGUUUGGCGGCGCGAGCGACACCGUCGGUGUGUGUGUGCGCGCGUGUGUGAAGGCGGGUAUAUGAGCGCGCGCGCACUCCCCGCCGCCGCGCGCACCGAGCCGGACUCGUUAUGUAAAAGAGCGAGCAGGCGGCGGCGCGAGCACUCGGGCUUGAGGAGGCAGGCAGUCCGCGUAGGUGGAGCUCGAGCGCGCGCUGACUGACUCUGACUCUGACUCUGGGACUGAAGUUCUGCAUCUACGGCACGCGGGGUCAGCGGCGAUGAUGAGCCCGGCGGCGCUCGCGCUCUCACUCGCGCUGCUGCUGCUCCGCGGCACGGAAACGCACGCGCUCACCGUUAGAACACAGCGGUCCGGGAGCACGCGGAGAGACGACACCAAUCGCCUCACAGACUUGUUCCGUCAAGAGGAGGUUGUCAUGGUUACGGGAGGCGGGCAGAUCCACAGCCCGCGGUACCCGAACGCCUACCCCCGGAACCUGCUGUUGUCAUGGAGACUUCGCUCCGCCGUACACACGCACUUCCUGCUGGAGUUCGACGUGCAGUUCGGCCUGGAGGAGCCCGAGAACAACGUCUGCAGGUAUGACUUUGUAGAGGUGGAGGACAUAUCUGAGAACACCACUAUAAUCUGGGGUCGCUGGUGUGGGAGAAAAGCUCCCAGGCCCAUAACAUCCAGGACCAACCACAUCAAGAUCACAUUCAAAUCGGACGAUUACUUCGUGGCCAAGCCAGGAUUCAAACUCUGCUACUCUCUGGUGAAUGAUCCUCUGCCGUCCUUUACUAGCUGGGAGACGGUCACAGGUGCAUCGGGUGUAACUGAAGCUCCCCUCUCAGCGGAUGAUCUUGAUGAUGUCAUCGCUGGGUUCAGUACAGUUGAGGAGGUCAUGAAGCACAUGAACCCUCAAACCUGGCAGCAGGAUCUCAACAGCAUCUACACUCACACACACUACUACAUACCACGCAGUUAUUACACCGACCGCAAACAGAAGGUUGAUCUGGAUCGUCUGAAUGAAGACGUUAAGCAGUUCAGUUGCACUCCGCGCAAUUUCUCUGUGAACCUGCGGGAGGAGCUGAAGGCCACCAACGCAGUGUUUUUCCCACGAUGCCUGCUUGUGAAGCGCUGUGGUGGAAACUGUGGCUGUGGCACGAACAACUGGAACUCUUGCAGUUGCAGCGCUGGCAAAACCGUCAACAAACUACACGAGGUGCUGAAGUUCUCUCCGGGACAGAACUACUACAGGAAGAAGACCAGAGCACGCUGGGUUCUGGAGGAGAUCCACCUGCAGCACCACGAACGCUGCGAGUGUGUGUGUCACUCACGGCCUCCUCGAUGAACAUACACACACACCUACAUACAUACAGCGUCCUCUCUGUGUUCUCUCCAGCCUUGACUGAUGCAGAUAUGUAGCCUUCUGUCUGUCGAUAUUUUGUAGUUUUAUUUGUCAGUGCCUUCCUGCACACACACACACACACACACACACACACACACACACACACACACACACACAGAGUAACUGCAGUAUUAUUUAUUUCUGUGUUUUAUAUGGAAAGUAUUAUAGACAGUAAUGGGACCAAACCAACCUGAAAAAAUAGCUUUUGUUUCUGCCAGCUUUACACACACACACACACACACACACACACACACGUCUGUCCUCUCUGCAACUCUGGAACAUCAAAGAAAAACCCAGAGGACUGUUACACCCUCCUACAAAAACAUUGCAUUCCCUUCAUUCCAGCUCUCUCGCUCACUCUCUACUCAAAAACAGCCGCUCUCACCUGCACACAGGUGUUUAUGCUCAAACAGUCAUCAUCUUUUACAACCUUUCCAGUCAAUUUCCAAAUGCGUCCAUUUCCUGUCUCCAGACUCCACCCACAAAUGUGUUCUUUCUGAGCUAAUGUUGGGAGGUUGAACCAGCUUUACAGACUGAGUUUAUAUCACAAUACCUACAUUUAGAGUAUAGAAUGUUUUGAGGUGUUAUUUUACAUUUGGUGUAAUGGGAUUCCUAUCAAAGUUCUGUAAAACUUGUCCAACUUCACAAUAGUAGCUACAAAACCAUACCUUUGUAAGCAUGAAUAGGUCAGUUUAUGGAGAAUGGAGAAUAAAACCUGUUUAAGUUGAUCAUCUUAGUUGUUUGAGCUAAACAAAUGAUUCGGUUUAUUUUUGUUAUAAAUAUUCUGACAAUAUGUUUCUGUCUCUGAAUUAGUGACAUAAAUGAUUGUGGAGAUCAGCGAAGACUGAGUACCAAAACAAAACCAAAUACCAAAGACUUUACACUCUGAGAUUUAAACUGUUUUAUAUGUAACUUUUCAAAAGCACAAUAAAUUGAUACGUUUUUCCAUGUUU